AUGUAUGCGAUGAAAAGAGUAAAAAAACAAAGAAGCAAAACAAUUGAAAGUAAUUUAACUAUUUACAAUACAGAGAAAGUAGAUUUGGAUUCUUGUAUAUAAAUUAAAUAAGUAAACUAUGGAAUAACGAAUAGAAACUCAACUCCUUCUCCUUCUUCUCGUUAAAACAAUUAGUAUAGAGAACAAAAAAUGUGCUAAUAAUAAUAAAUUGAUGGGCUACCAAAAAUAAAUAAAUGUUUAACUGAUAAAUAUGUAAAAAUGAACUAAUCAAAUGAACCUACAAAUUCAUUUUAUUUGAAUGAAGAUAAGGACGUUAUAAAUAAUUAAUCUUAAGUUAUUAAUAUAAGAUAAUAGACAAGGUCUUUGUUUUCUACUAGCUCUUUCAUAGCUUCUUCUAUGUAAAAUAAUUAAUUAAAAGCAAGUGCCUCUUAAGGAUUAUCUAUAACAAACUAAUUGCAAAAAUACUAAAUAAAAAGUAAAGAGUUAUUUAAUUGUAAAUAAAAACAAUCAAAUCAUAAUUCUUUUUUAUCAAAUUAAUUAUCAAACAAAAAAAAAAAAUCAAUAUCAAAUAUUGCGUUUACAGCAAAAACAGCUGAUUCUUUGUAAAGUAGCUAAGAAAAAAAACUAUUUUGUGUUGAAGCAAAAAAUAAUUAAAACUCAACUUUUCUCAAAAUAAUGAGUAAAUCUCUUCUGAACACCAGCAUUAGUGAUGAUUAAUUAUCAUAUGAAGAGGGAUAUAAUAGAAAAAUAUCAUCUUCUUUUAAAAAUAUCUGCGAAAAUGAAGGAGCAAUUUUUAUGGAUUAAAAAAAGCUUAAAAACUCAAUCAACAGCUCUAGUUUUUUAGAAAAUAGUUAUAAGCACAGUGGGUAUAGCAAUUAUGCUAACUCUUUACUUUCUCCUUUUUUAAUGAAUUCGGAUAUUAUUGAUGAAAGCUGCAUUCCCGAGCGCUGCUAAAAUCCUCUCAGUAAAGAUAUUCAAUUUUUGAAUCUGUCUAAUUAAGAGAGUAACUUUGAGGAACUUAAGAAGAAGAUAUUAUUUGAAGAAGAUCUUUCUGAUUUUGAAUUGUGA
Tetrahymena thermophila SB210 is the source of this 1068-nucleotide messenger RNA. RefSeq lists its product as hypothetical. The transcript has 2 exons. The record is from RefSeq and is a predicted model, not a curated record. Lineage: Eukaryota; Ciliophora; Oligohymenophorea; Hymenostomatida; Tetrahymenidae.